Molecule: messenger RNA, 10030 nt
Organism: Clupea harengus (Atlantic herring)
Lineage: Eukaryota; Metazoa; Chordata; Actinopteri; Clupeiformes; Clupeidae
Gene: pcloa
Product: protein piccolo-like
Biological process (GO): presynaptic active zone assembly; protein localization to synapse
Cellular component (GO): membrane; cytoskeleton of presynaptic active zone; GABA-ergic synapse
Molecular function (GO): structural constituent of presynaptic active zone; metal ion binding; protein binding
Source: RefSeq, a predicted model, not a curated record
AGAUGAGUGCAGAUGAGGAUGCAUCACCAUGUUUUGAGAUAAAAGAUCAAGAACAGAAAAGAGAGCAAGAUGGAAAGGAGAAAAGUGAGUCGGCGAGAGGUAGGCGUCUUCUUAAAGAUAGCAGCAUUAGUCCAGAGGAUGACAAUGGUAUGAAGAACCUCACUUCUCUGGCUAAAUCAUUUGAGCCUGUGAAGGAGGUGGCAUGUAAGAGGGAGAAACCCUCAGAGGAGGUUGCAACAGGCAUUCGGCACUUCAAAACUAUUGAGCUCAACAGCAGUGCUACUGUUCAGCCAACAUUUGAUGAUGGAGAGCCUGAAAGUCUAACGGACUCUCCUGAAGAUCGCUCCAGAGGUGAGGGCUCCUCUAGUCUCCAUGCUUCCAGCUUUACUCCAGGAACUUCACCUACCUCUCUGUCAUCCCUAGAUGAGGACAGUGACAGCAGCAGUCCAAGUCACACAAGGUCAAGUGGAGAGGGUAAACAGCACAGGAAAGCAAAGCACCGACAACCUGGCCAGAUGCUGCCAACUAUUGAGGACUCUUCUGAGGAAGAGGAACUUCGCGAGGAAGAAGACACCCUCAGAGAACAAGAGAAGCAGAAGAGCUCCGGGAAGAAAUCUAAGAAAGAUAAAGAGGACAUACGAGCACAGAGGAGAAGGGAGCGUCCUAAAACGCCUCCGAGCAAUCUCUCUCCCAUCGAAGACGCCUCCCCGACAGAAGAGUUACGUCAAGAAGCCGAGAUGGAGGAGAUCCGAAGGUCAUCUUGCUCCGAUUUCUCACCCAGCAUGGAGUCCGAACCGGAAGGAUUCGAGGUUAACGCAGAGAAGAUCGCCGCAGUCCAGAAAGUGUAUCAACUUCCAACAUCUGUAUCUCUUUACUCUCCUACAGACGAUCUACAUGCUGACAGUAGUCUGUCAAAAGAAGUGACGGGGAAAAAAAACCUGAAAAGUGCCGAUGAAGCCUAUGAAGAAAUCAUGUUAAAAGCUAAGUCCCCCAUGACUGAGAACGCAGAGUUCCCACCUGGUAAAGAAUCUUUGUAUGGUAGUGUGUUGAUUGAGGAUUAUGCUCACGAAUCUCUUGUUGAGGUCAAAUGUGGUGAGCAGGAAAUAGAUCAAAUGCCAGUGCCAGAAAAGUCAAAACAACUAAGAUCACCAGAUGAGGUCUAUGACGACAUGAUGCAGAAAAAGAAGGAGAUGAUGCUAAAAGAACAGGACCCGAAACAGCCACAAUCAAUGAAGGACAUUCCACAGCCAGAAAUUAGAUUACCGUCUCCUGAAUCUCACUCUGUGAUCAUUUCCACUAGUGGCAGUGUGGCUUUAGGCAAGGAUGGGAAACCACUGUUAGAUGCUGAAACUGCCUAUGAAGAACUUAUGAAGCGACAGAAAGCUGUCUUGACACCUGGAACCAGCCCAACACAGCCAUGCCCUGAUCCUCCUGAAAACUCAAUGUUAAAGUUUGGAACACCAGAGGACACCAUUAAGGUGGAGGACACAGGUUCACAGAAACGUCUCUACCCUAUACCAGACCUUAGGGUGAUUCAGUGCUCCUCAGGUGAAGAAGAUGAGGACAGUGGUGCAGAUUACAUACCAGAGAAGGCUCCACGUGCACCUGAGAUCACACCAGGUGCUCCUACAGAGACAGAGCCCCCACAUGCACCUGAGAUCACACCAGGUACUCCUACAGAGACAGAGCCCAUACCUGUCGCUGCAGCACCAGCCUCGGAGAUAGACGUCAGUUCUGUUCCAUCAUUUGAAGAUACAUCAUUUUCCAACCGUCAAGUAAUAUCUUCUGAAAUACCUGACAUCCUUUCCUCAUUCACAGAUUCCCAAACCACAGAAAUAGACGAGCUUGGUGUGGUUGACUUGUCAAAAUCUUCUGUGUCUGGCCAGACAAACUUAGCUUCCACAUCUAUAGCCACAAAACCCUCACAUCCUGUUGUGGUGAGUGUAUCACCUUUAGCCACUGUACCCCAAUACAUUCCUUCUGCCCCUAGUGUAGUAUCAACAGCUCCUCCUGUACCUCCCAAAUCAGCAGUAUUACGCCGUGGUUUGUCUCAGGACAUUCCUCUGCCUCCUCCCUUGCCGCCUCCAACACUGCCGAAGCCAACUCUAUAUCCCAAAAAGAUACCACCUCAGGUUCUUCCACGUUAUACUUCAGUGGGUAUGACUUCUGCAGGCCCCAUUCUUUUGGAAAAACAGUCUGGAGGUACAACACACAAGCCACAUAUUCCCCCACCUGUUCCUCCAAAGCCAUCCUCCAUCCCAGCAGGUCUCACUUUCAGUCACAGACCUGGAGAAAGUGUCAAGCCUCCUAUAGCUCCUAAGCCAGUGACUAUCGUUCACCCGCCCUCCCCUAUUCAUUCACCGGCUAGGCCGACUGUCCUGACUACAGAGCCUGCAAACAUCGCUUUGAAUCUAAGUCCCUCCGUAGACAGCAGGGCUGGGACCACCUCACCCAAAUCCCCUUCAUCCCCCAGGCACACAAAAACCGUACAUGAAACAUAUGUAGUUAUAACACUGCCAUCACAGCCCAACUCACCAGUGGAAGGGAUACAGUCUCAAGCCCCAUCAAGUUCUGGCUAUGCAUCUCCAACAAUACCGCCUAAAGCAUCUCCUUAUUCACCACAGCAACAGAGCCAUGCCCAGUCAGAUCCACAACCACAACCACAAAAAACAACAAAAAUGCCACUAGCAUUUACUCGAAUCACUGAAUCAAUUGAAAGUCAAGAAAUAUGUGGCCCUGAGUCGGUGGUGUCAAGCAUGAGUCAUGUGUACGAGGCCAUCUCAGCAUCAUCUCAACCUCCAGUACCACUGGCUAAUGGAGUUACACAAGUAGUAACCACAGAACUUCAAAGAACAACAGUGUCCGUCGUACAUGAAAGAGUACCACCUGUGAGGGCACCACCUGCUGCAGAGAACCUAAAAACCCAGCCUCAGAAUAGCCACAUCUAUCAUGCCGGUGAGGUGAUGGAUCUUCGCACACCAAAAAUGGAUGCAGAAACAGCCAUGAAAGGUGUUGACCUAUCAUCAUUUGAGUCAAGACGACAGUCCUUGGUCACUGAUAGCAGUCCGAGGCACACAAGUGCAGUUCAAUCCUCUGUUGUCAAUCUCAGCACAGAACCCUCUGCCUCUGUGCUGACGGACAGCAUUACUAUUGUCACUUGCACAGCCACCAUUGCUUAUGGCAAAGAUGCAUCUCAGGCCACCUCAAUGCCUCUUCAGCUUACAACAGCCAAAUCAUUUGAGCCUGUUUCUCAGAUAAUCUAUCAACCAGUAGAUUCCCAACCGGAGAAACCAAUCAAUCUCUCUACUGGUGUAGGGAAAGUUCAGACAGCCCCUGUGACCGUUGCUCCCACCUGUGUGACAGGUGGUUUCGGUGCAAGUGUCCCUCCUCGCUUGGAAACUUGUGUAUCUGGAGCAGUAGAUCUCACAACAGUGAAACCUGUUCAGACCAUUGUCUCUGUUGACAGAUCCACAGCAGAAGUCAUGACAGCCGUGAUCGCUGAGGAGGAUGGAAAACCUGUGGAUCUGACAGCCGGCAAAAGAGCAGUGUGCUGUGAUGUUGUUUACAAGUUGCCAUUUACAGGGAGUUGUACCACCCAGCAGCAGCCCACGCCGCUGCCUGAAGACCGUUUUGGCUAUCGGGAUGACCACUAUCAGUAUGAUCGCUCCCCGUAUGGAAUGAAAGGUUUCGUUGGUAUCAAGCCUUCCAUGUCAGACACUAAUUUAGCUGAGGCUGGGCUUUUUUUCUACAAGAGCAAAAACAGUUUUGAUUACAGUGGCGCCACAGAGGGCGCGGUCGAUCUUACGUCUGGAAAGAUGUCUGAAGCAGGUGACGCAGUGGACUACUCAAACAGGGUCACAGGGGCAUUUUCUGGCAUGACAAUUCCACAGUUUUCCCAAACCAGGAUCACAUCGGCCACGGGAACGCCCUUUGUAGUCACGAGUGUUUUGAGAUCCUCCAACGGCAUUGUUUACUCCUCAGUGGCAGCCCCGAUCCCAUCCUGUUAUGCAAUCACCACACAGCCCGGAUCAAUCUUCAACGCAACUUACAAUACCCUGUCUGGCAUGCAUACAAGUGACACGAUGCCAUCAUUAUCAUCUCUUCAGAACCAACCUAUGACCAGGUCUCAGAGUUUUGUAUCCGCACUGGUCACCACUACGGCAGAGGAACAAGAGCGGCGGCAGCCUCUAAACCUAGAGCUUGUUGCAACAAGGAAUACCAUUUCAUCUGCUCUCUCUCUGGUUACGCCCACAGUAACCACAGUAGGUACCACAGACUCGUUCACCGAUGCAUCUUUGGAUGCCAUCGCUGCCUCCCUAGAGGCUUUGUCGUCUCCCAUGAUGCCUGGCGGCGGACAGUACCAGAUGGAACGGGAAUUUCUGGAACUGGAGAAAAUGAAGCAGCAGCGACUGGCUGAGGAGCUGGAAUGGGAACGUCAAGAGAUCCAGCGAUUCCGUGAGCAGGAGCAGCUGCUCGUACAUAAGGAGCUCGGGGAGCUACAGGCAAUGAAACAGCACAUCCUUUGCCAGCAAGAAGAAGAAAGACAGGCCCAUCUCAUGAUGCAGAAGGAGACCUAUGCCCAACAGCAACAGCAACUCGAGCAGAUCCAACGCUUGCAGGAGCAGCUCAGACAGCAGCUCGAGGAACAGAAGUUUAGGCAGAUGUACCCAGGAGAUGCACCGGAGGCCGCCCGACAGGAGGCUUUGCUCAGUACUGCGGAGAGCAAGAGGAUUACGGACAGCGGUGUCCAAACAGAUGAGGAGGACAAUACUGAGCAGGCAUACACCUCCGGGAGGAAGAAGAAGGGGGGUGCGAAGAAGAGCGUAGAUAGCAGCGUUCAGACAGAUGAUGAGGACCAGGAUGAGUGGGAGGUCCCGGCUCGAGCCAGACGCAGUCGGCCCAGAGGGGUGAAGUACAGCACGGCAGAGUGUGAGGGACAGGUUUCAGUUCAGGCCCUCACAGAGAUCUCUGUACAAACAGAUGAUUCUGCAGGACAUUCAGUACAACUUGAUGCAAGAGUGGAGUACACAGAUCCUGAGAGAACCACCACCUCUCCACAGAGACACAGGAGACACCCCACUCCCUUAGAGAUAGGACCAUCCUCUAAACUCAAAGUUGACUCCUCCACUUCCCUCCAGGUGGUUUCUGUCCCUCCCAAAUCCCCAAAUGUCCUGUACUCUCCAAUAUCGCCAUGUGUGUCCCCUAGCAAAUCCCUCGAGUUUGUGUCUUAUGAGAAAUCUUUAGGAGACACAAGUCCACAGAGAGCUGCGGACCUAUCAACAGCUCAUUCUACCAACACCAGAACACCAAAGGUCCAGAGGUCAAUGUCGGACCCCAAACCCAUGAGUCCAACUGGUGAGGAGAGAGGCACGUCCAUGUUCCCGCACACAGAUGCUCAUGCUGGUAAGGCAUCAACCAUUGGUACACCAUCUGGAACACAGAAGAAAGUAAAGAGAACCCUUCCCAACCCACCAUCAGAAGAGGAGACAGCCACCACUGGCCAGACAGCGUAUAGCUCUGCAUCUGCCCGCCGACGCCUUUGCCGAAGCACAAACAUGGCCCGUGCUAAAAUCCUGCAGGACAUAGAUAGGGAGCUGAACUUAGUGGAACGUGAAUCCUCAAAACUUCGCAAGAAACAGGCAGAGUUGGAUGAGGAGGAGAAAGAGAUAGAUGCCAAACUCCGCUACUUGGAGAUGGGAAUCAACCGCAGGAAGGAUGUCCUUCUGAAAGAACGGGAGAAACGGGAGAGAGCGUAUCUGCAGGGUGUGGCUGAGGACAGGGACUACAUGUCUGACAGUGAGGUCAGCAACAUCCGGGAAACACGGCGUGGAGGGGGCGGAGAGGACGUAGGCGGACACGGACUGGAAAGACCUCACACGGCCCCUCAAUCUGAGUUAGAGGAGUUCAUCCCACCACAAACCAAGCAUGAGGCUCAGUAUGGCAAGUACUCUCAGUACCAGUACAACCCACAGCAGACACUAUACCAGCAUUCUCUGUACCAGCCUCAACAACCAUAUCAGUCCCAGUCGAUCUAUUCCUCCGUGCCCUCCCUCACAGCGUCCCAACAGCAGAGUUACCACCAGAUGCUCUUACUGCAGCAGAAGGCCAGACAGCAGGCUGCUCUCCUUUCUGAACUAGAGGCCACCAAGAUGGCCACUGGCUAUGAUGUCAUACGGAGUCAACCGGACGCCUCCUCCUCCUAUCUGGGUGGAAAGUACGGUAGCCAUUUGGACCUCCACACUCUGGAAGAACGUGGGGGUAGCAUGGCUGGGAGUCCGAUGUCUAACGUGUCGGCUGAUUCCUUCUACACAGAUGUGGAACAACACCACCAUCAAACCCCUCGGAGCUACUUACUCCUGGAGGAUGCUACUGAGCUCGCGAAGGGAUCCUCUGGUCUCUCCGACUCCACUUACAGUCUCGCAGAGAAAGAACUUGCUAAAGCGGAGCGUCUCCUGAGGCGAACUGCUGCCGAUGUGGGAACGGAUUACCUUGAGAGUUCCUCAAGGCUUCAUACCUAUGGAAAGGCCCAAGAAGAUGAGGAUUCCAUGGAGGAACCUUACGAGCUCAAGCUGCUGAAACAACAACUCAAACAGGAGUUCAGAAGAAGCACGGCUGGAACGGAGAGCCUUGAGCAGCUGGCGGCGGGUCUCCAACACCACUACUACAACCACAGUGCAGGUGUGUCCAGCAGUGCUUACAGACCAUAUUCCAAGACUGAGAAGUACAGUAUCAGCAGACUGACUCUGGAAAAGCAGGCUGCCAAGCAGCUUCCAGCUGCCAUGCUCUACCAGAAACAGAAAACACCCCUGAUGGACUCUAAGGGUGGCAAGUACUCUUCCACGUUCCAGGAUACCAGAACGCUGGAGACAGACUACAGCAGCUACCUUGGAUCUAGUUCUGCCUCCCCAAGGUCAAGCAGGCUUCUUCAGGAUGAAAUUACCUUUGGACUCCGCAAGAACAUUUCAGAGCAGCAGAAGUACCUGCAUCAUUCAAGUGUGGGGAAUAAUCUCGCAGGGUCCCUCAACGUGUGUCAGAGCCUUAACCUGAGCUCUGGUGUGCGAGCUUCCUUAGGAGAGGAGUCGUCCUACCCCAGUGGUAGUAGAUCACGUCCUUCCUCCAGGCCAUCUUCUGUUUAUGGCCUGGACCUAUCACUCAAGAGAGAUAUUUCCAGCUCCUCUCUGAGACUGAAAGCAGAAAGUGAGGCUUCUACUGAGGCGUCAGCCUAUCAGACCCCUUCCGGUAGAACGAAGCCUCCUACCAGUUUGCCGAUCGUUCCGGGCGGCGGACGAGGACGUCUUCCUAUCGUGGCCCAGAACUCUGAAGAGGAGAGCCCUCUGAGCCCCGUGGGCCAGCCGAUGGGCAUGGCACGAGCGUCCGCCGGACCCCUCCCGCCUAUAUCUGCCGACUCCCGGGAUCAGUUUGGGUCUUGCCUCUCUCUGCACGACUCUCAGCAGCAGCAGCACAUGAUAGAUGAACAGACGAGAGGCCGUGGUUACGGACUCAUGGACGACCAACAAGGCACCAUGAUGUCAGACAACGAAGAAGCAUACCACCUACGUCGGGAGGAGACCGAUUGGUACAUGAAGCCUCAAGAUGGUCGGCACGAAAAUGGUCAUAGCCCGGAGAGGAAACAGAUGAAAUCCAUGCACUUCACAUUUCCCCAUGUGCGUAUCAAACUCCAGAGAGACCCUAAGGAUCGUAGUGUGUCAGGAAAUGGGUUGGGCAUACGUGUGGUGGGAGGUAAGGAGGUUCCUGGGAGCAAUGGAGAGAUCGGAGCGUAUGUUGCCAAAGUUCUACCUGGAGGAGCUGCGGAACAGACCGGAAAGAUUGUAGAGGGAAUGCAGGUGCUGGAGUGGAAUGGAAUUGUCCUCACAGGUAAAACCUAUGAGGAGGUACAGGGUCUAGUUGGCCAGCAGUGCGGAGAGGCUGAGUUGUGUGUCAGGUUGGACAUCAAUAUGUUGUUAGAUUCAGAGAGCUGCUCCCAGCACUUGGAGCUUCAGGACCCAACCAAAGGUGACAGACAGAGGUCUCCAGGUGUGGACCCCAAGCAGCUGGCUGCAGAGCUGCAGAAGGUAUCGCAGCAGCAGAUCCCCGUGUCGUCUGCGUCUUCUCUCUCUACGGGAGAUAAAGGACCCCUUGCCAUUUCGGCCACAGCGUCUUCUGUUUCAAGUGCCGUCCCCAGCCCAGGACAGCCAAGCUCACCAUCUGUUGGCAAAAAGCGCCACAGCAAGACCGCAGACGCAGCUAAAGUGCAUCCUGUGACAGGAGAGAUUCAGCUUCAAAUAAACUACGACAAACAGCUGGGAAACUUAAUUGUCCACGUUCUCCAAGCCCGAAACCUGUCCCCACGUGAUAACAACGGCUACUCUGAUCCCUUUGUCAAAGUUUACCUGCUUCCAGGACGCGGUCAAGUCAUGGUGGUCCAAAAUGCCAGCGCUGAGAACAGAAGGAGAUCAAAGCAUGCCCAGAGGAGCUUGAAUCCAGAGUGGAACCAAACCGUUAUCUACAAGAACAUUCUCCUGGAGCAGCUCAGAAAGAAGACUUUGGAGGUGAGCGUGUGGGAUUACGACAAGAGCUCCUCCAAUGACUUUCUUGGAGAGGUGCUUAUAGACCUGUCGAACACAACACAGCUGGAUAAUGUGCCCCGCUGGCUCCCCCUGAAGGAGCAGAGUGAUGGGGAACCCCACCGGCGCUCUCACUCAGGCCAGGGGCGACAGCAUUCUCCUAAGACCCCCGCACACGCUACUCAGAAUUCUCCCAAAAACCAGGAUUCACCUAAAUCAUCUGUCACCAAGAGCCGCAGUCAUGGAAUCUUCCCUGAUCCGGCCAAGGACACACAGAUGCCUACUACUACUAUUGAGAAAUCUCACAGUAGCCCGGGCACAUCCAAGCCAUCCCCAUCCGAGGGCCAAGCCCGCCCUUCCCAUGGAUCCUCCCGCACCUCAAGCAAAGGUGGCGGUGCAGCCCGGAUGCACCCCGAGGACACUGCUGUAGCAACCAGUGAAGCGACCACCCAACCGAGGCACCACCUCCAACCAACCCAAAAUGGCCGCCUCUCCUUGAGAUACCACAGGCACAGCGUAGUGGGCGUGCUCACCAUUCAGAGACCCCAGUCUGACUUUCCAGCCAAUGAGAACAGGGAUGGCAGACACCUGACCCUCAGGAAAGCCAUGUCUGAAGAGAGGCCCAGGAUGGAUAGAGCAUCUCGCGGCUACAGAGUUACAGAUACGCCUGUGACUGCAGCCUCGCUGGACAGUGGUCUGAGUGGCAGCGCUUACAGUCUCCUGGAGGAAGACAGUGGCACCAAUGCUGUGGAUAGUGCCAUCUUUCAGAUUCCCAGAUUUGGAAAGAUUACAAAUGGAACCGAUGCUAUGACACCAUUACAGGGACAUGGAGAGACUGAAGGCAAGACCCACGUCAUGGGCGAGAUCAAGAUUGCACUGAAGAAGGAAAUCAAAACUGAUGGAGAGCAUCUUGUCCUGGAGAUUCUUCAGUGCAGGAACAUCACAUAUAAGUUCAAGUCUCCAGACCAUCUACCAGACCUGUAUGUGAAGUUGUAUGUGGUGAAUGUAGCCACUCAAAAGAGGAUCAUCAAGAAGAAGACCAGGGUGUGUCGCCAUGAUCGUGAACCAUCAUUCAACGAGACCUUCCGCUUCUGCAUGAACCCCACUGGGCACUCACUUCAGCUGUUCCUUGUUUCAAAUGGAGGCAAGUUUGUGAAGAAGACCCUGAUAGGUGAAGCGUACGUGUGGCUGGAUAAGGUGGAUCUACGCAAGCGUGUGGUGAGUUGGCACAAGUUACUGGCUAGCCCUGCUCAAAUCCAGUCCUAACGAGGGCCCCUUCGGACGCCAGAGCCACCGGGAGCAUGCUGGGACGAGAGGAUGCCGAGAACACAGCAAUGGAAUACAGUCCGUGACAUGCUGGCGCUGUUGGGACAGUUGGCUUGUGUGACAGCUCUCAACCAAUCUGCUGUGUGCUCUUUCAUGUCUUUGGUUUCAGGUCUGUAGUGGGCAUUGGGUGUGAGAGGGGG